Molecule: messenger RNA, 1586 nt
Organism: Ctenopharyngodon idella (grass carp)
Lineage: Eukaryota; Metazoa; Chordata; Actinopteri; Cypriniformes; Xenocyprididae
Product: lysosomal membrane ascorbate-dependent ferrireductase CYB561A3
Exons: 7
Coding region: 527-1270 (247 amino acids)
Cellular component (GO): lysosomal membrane
Molecular function (GO): oxidoreductase activity
Source: RefSeq, a predicted model, not a curated record
GUUAAACAGGAAAUGGCAUGUCCUCAAACGGGUCUGCGUUUCCCAAAAUCAUCGUGAGCUUGGUCGUUAAAGUUUGUAUACGCUUAUUUUCUCUCUUGCAUCAAAUCUGAUAAAAUCAUACUAUCUUACGUUAACAGUCAGUACUGUUGUUUUAAUAGGCACUAUUUAAAAUAGUUUGCGCGGUACCUCGUCUGUUUUCCAGUGUCCCCAUUCUGGCGUUACGUCACAACCAAAAACAACCUGUAAGACACAACCUACAAUGUAAAACUACAAAAGAAAAGUAUAAACCGCUCCACGAAAUCGAAAAUCAUGAUGGGGAAUUAUGGAAAGAGGAACUGAGAUCAACAAAAAACAGUCACGAGGUUGUUUGAUAUUUGCGAGAUACCAGAUAAAGGUACUGUACGUUCAGAUGUGCUGCAUUGCUAAAACAUCCGUUUAUAAGUAAACGUCUCGAUUGUUUUUUUUAAUAUCACUGCAUUGUAUUUAUUUGAGUUUGAGACAUAGCGUUUUUAUAAGCACCCACAGGAUGAGAGGAAUUGUUGCAUUUUACGUUACCUAUCUGCUGUGCCUGAUAUUGGGGAUUGUCUGUGUGGCAUUAGUAGCUUACUGGAAUUACACCUACCAAGGUGGAUUUGCAUGGGAUGGCUCAGCCAAGCAAUUCAACUGGCACCCGGUCUUCAUGGUCACUGGAAUGGUGGUUCUCUAUGGGAAUGCGGCCAUAGUGUACCGUAUUCCUCUGACAUGGGGUCACAAUAAGCUCCCGUGGAAGCUGUUACACGCUGGGCUUCUACUCCUUUCACUUAUUCUGUCUGUAAUCGGGCUUUGUGCAGUGUUCGACUUCCACAACAAAAACCACACACGCAACCUCUAUUCCCUCCAUAGCUGGGUGGGGAUUUGUACCACUGCACUUUUCACUGCACAGUGGGUCAUGGGUUUUACCGCAUUCCUCUUACCUUGCACCCCAAUGGCUGCACGUGCUCUUAUAAAGCCGACUCAUGUUUGGAUGGGAGCAAUCAUCUUGGUACUGAGCAUUGUAUCUUGCAUCUCAGGGAUCAACGAAAAGCUCUUUUUUGCACUAAAAAAAAGCACCAAUGGGACGCUGCCUUAUUCUGCAUUACCACCAGAGGCAAUAACUGCAAAUUCUUUGGGAGUCAUCAUUGUAGCGUUUGGAUUGGUUGUUUUGAAAAUCUUGUCCAAUCAGAUAUGGCAGCGUCCUGAGCCAGGCUAUGAUGAGGGAAUUUACAGGCCACUGCCGUAUGAUGGAAGCUGAUGUCUCAAAGUUGAAUGUCUGAAAAAUAUUUAUUUGCAUUCUGACUGAUUGUUUCUCUUCAGUCGAAUAAAAGUCCCCUGAAAUUUCAUCCAUUGGUCUUUGUAUUUCUAAUUAUACUAAGCACUACUGGGAAGGCAUGUAAAAUCUUCUCUUUGUGUUUUUGCUUAGAUUUGAUUGUGCUGCUGUUGUUGUUGUUUAAAAUUGUGUAGAGCAUAAGGCAAAACAUCAGAAAUAAUCACUGCUGAUUGUAUUUUGUGCUAAUUUUUAAUUGAGAAGACCUCUCUAGAUAAUAAAUGAAUAAAUCAUUUUUAUAAAA